Messenger RNA from Malaya genurostris, 3959 nucleotides. RefSeq names its product solute carrier organic anion transporter family member 4A1 (gene Oatp26F). The record is from RefSeq and is a predicted model, not a curated record. NCBI's taxonomy places the organism in Eukaryota, Metazoa, Arthropoda, Insecta, Diptera, Culicidae. Gene Ontology annotation, molecular function: protein binding. The transcript has 7 exons. Gene Ontology annotation, cellular component: membrane. Gene Ontology annotation, biological process: sodium-independent organic anion transport; transmembrane transport. The coding region runs from base 1147 to 3405 and encodes 752 amino acids.
UACUCGUACAGUUGAUAGCCGAAGGGCGACGAUGGUUUCACCACAAGCAUCUCGACGCAUAAUGCUUCCGUUUAGUUUCCGUUCAGGAUUGCUGGCGGUAACAUCUCGCGUGCGUUGUAUCCGCAGUCUCUCCGCGCUAGUCAGUCAAUAAGUAACUAGAGGAUCUCUUCGACGGUAAAGAGCCACUUUACCGUGUGGAGGAGGGUUAACGUUGAUUCCUUUCUGUGCUCACAGGUGGUCGUGGUGACCUGAACUAGGUGUUUUACAGCCCGUAUAGAAUGUGAAGUGCGGGAGUGUCGGUUUUAUCACUUUUAUCUUAUGUUGUUGAACCUUCCGCCAGUUCAUAUCCGAGUGGUACGUUCUUGCUCUAAUCAGUGAUGUCUUUUGUUUGAUGAUCUGCAUGAUCGCAGUGAUUAGCAGCAGGCGGCUGCGGUUGUGUAUGUAGAAUUCAAAAACCUCAUCCAGACGUUCACAUAGUCGUCGGCGAGAUUGCAAAGUGAGGCAGUUUUAAUUGGACGGAAGUCACGCCACAGAAGAAAAAAUAACAAUAUCCGUAGAUCGGGAACGGUUCACGUUUAUAUGUCGUGAGGUGCAUAUCUGCUGGAAACCGACAGGCGGGCUUACCGACGACCGGAAGAGAACUCUAUUUUAUUGUUAUUCAAUGUGUAUAGAAUCUAUGCUGCCGAGCUGUUUUCAUUGUGUUAUGAUUAAGCUGGACUUUGCAUAAUUUUACGUAAACUUUACAACAUUAAAUCUGCUGGACCGGACUCGAACUCGGGCGGGUGAUACAGCAAAAAGUGAUAAUUUAAAUGAGAUACCAAUGACAGGCGAGGUGAUUUAUAAGCCUUACCAGAAGCCGGUCGUCUCCAGGCCAUUAUCAAAGGAUUAAUGCUAUGUGUUGAAGCAAGGAAAUAAUAUUGUUUAAUAUUGGAACCGAAUCGUCACCCUGAACCAUGUUCCCUUGAGACAGUAUGUUGCAUGUUGUUUAUACUUAUUAAAGCUCACACCACCGACAAAUGAGUGUGGAAUUGGUGCUUCACAACAGUAUCAAACUUCAAGAGACCGAUUCCUGCUCAGAAUACUAAUUGGUGCAGCUAAGUACGGGUUCAAUUGCACGGCACGAUAACAGAAACAGAAUCGACUACCAUGUCAUCAGCAAGUUUGGAUGGCAUAAUUAAGGAAAAUCAUAAUCGAACCAGCACCUCUUUCGACACCAACAUGACGAUGACCUUGAUCGAGCCAGUGCCGAAGACUGUUAGUUCCACUGUAGACGAAUCGUGUGCGACAGAUAAGGAGCAGUUUAAUGGCAUCGUUGAGGAUGGAAUCAACGAACAGCAAAGUGCUCGGGAAGCACAGGAACAUAAUCCCGCGUACUACUGUGGUUGGUUUGGUAUGCGGCCACAAUGGAUUCAGAGGUUCAUGACACCGAAGUGGGCGCUAUUUUGGCUUUGCUGGGCCGGUGCAGUGCAAGGACUGGUUGUCAAUGGUUUCAUCAACGUUGUCAUCACUACCAUCGAACGGCGGUUUGGUCUAAGAUCAACACAAACCGGCCUCGUGGCAAGUGGUUACGAUAUCGCGUCGUUCCUGUGCCUGGUGCCGGUGUCCUACUUUGGCGGCCGGUUAGGAUCUUCCAAGCCACGCUGGAUCGGUUGGGGUGUGGCAGUAAUGGGCCUGGGAGCAUUUGUGUUCGCCCUGCCACACUUUUUGGUAGGCCAGUACCGGGCGGCCAAUUCCGAGCAGAACGUGUGCCUGGCAGCAGCAUCCGCCACCGAACUUAUGAUCAAUGACACCACGGCCAUGGCUGCCCGACUCCUGCUGGGGGAGAGUUGCGCUUUGGAAGGUGAUCUUGCAUCGAACGGUGGCGGAGAGGGUAGCGAAAAUCUUUCCUGGAAUGUAUGGUUUUUCUUCACCGCCCAGCUCUUGCUCGGUGCUGGGGCAUCUCCACUGUAUACCCUGGGCGUUACGUACAUCGAUGAGAACGUCUCCAAGAAGAUGUCAUCUGUUUACUUAGGAAUCUACUACACGAUGGCGGUUGUGGGUCCAGCAGCAGGAUACGUAAUCGGAGGGCAACUUCUACUCUUCUACACCGAUAUGUUCGUGGUGGAUUCUUCGGUUUUGGGCCUUACACCUCACAGCAAAGUUUGGGUAGGCGCCUGGUGGAUUGGAUUCGUUUUUAUGGCUGCCUUCUGUCUGCUGCUAGCGAUACCGAUACUGGGCUACCCUCGGGCACUUCCCGGCUCGGAAAAGCUGGAGAAAGUUUCCGAGGCACACAAAGGUGAUGCCGACCAGGGCAAGCAGACGUUUACCAAAAUUAGAGAAAUCCCAAAAGCGCUCGCUGCACUGCUGAAGAAUCCGACGUUUUUCUUUCUCAACCUGGCAGGUGCUUCGGAAGGGCUGGUCAUAUCGGGCUUUGCCGUGUUUCUGCCGAAGUUAAUCGAGAAUCAGUUCAGCGUGACGGCCGUGUGGUCCGCGCUGCUAAUGGGUAUCAUAACCGUUCCGGCCGGCGGUGGCGGUACCUUUCUUGGGGGCUACCUGGUGAAGAAGCUAAACCUCAGCUGUUCCGGUAUCAUCCGUUUUUGUUUGUUCGCCACAAUAUUCGCGGCUUUGUUUACAGUUUGCUUUUUCCUGUCCUGUCCGAAUUUGAUCUUUGCCGGUGUUACGGCUCCGUACUUCCCGCAGGAGAAUCUCCGUACACCGGUGGCACGUUCGACGGAGAUCUUCGUUUUGCCGAAGACUCUGGACAAUGCGUGCAACAGUAAAUGCUCGUGCAGUAAAAUGAACUACGAACCAAUUUGCGGAGCGGAUGGGGUUAUGUACUACUCUCCCUGUCACGCGGGAUGCACCGAAGAGGUGAAUCUGGAGAACACGAAGGUCUACAAGGACUGUGCCUGUAUUAAUGCUACGUUCGGCGAAAAUGAACCGUACCGAAGUUACGACGCGGUGAACACGAUGUGUGAGUCACAAUGCAACCACCUGUGGAUGUUCGUGAUUCUCUGUUUUCUGGUGAUGUUUUUCACAUUCUUGGCUACGAUGCCGGCUCUCUCGAGCACGUUGCGUUGUGUUCACGAUGACCAGCGUUCAUUCGCACUUGGAAUUCAGUGGAUAAAGGUAAGAGUGCUGGGUACCAUCCCGGCACCGAUGAUUUUCGGCCGACUGAUUGACGAGACGUGCAUCCUGUGGCAGGAAUCGUGUGAUGAUCACGGAGCUUGUCUGGUAUAUGACAAUGCAUUUAUGAGCAAAUACAUGCUUCUGCUAGCACUGAUUGGAAAAGUAUGUUCAAUCUUAUUCUUUUUCGGGGCUUGGUUCUACUACAUUCCACCAAAGGCAAUGCAGAGUGGCUGCGAGGAAGAUUCGAACAAGUUGCAACAGGUGAAUGGAGUCGCAAACCACGUGGAGAAAUAUUAAGUACAUAAUGUUACUCUCCAGUUUCUUAAUCUCAUGAACCAUGUUGGCAUAUUGAAAUGUGACAAAUAUAACAGAUUCAUUACCAUUACCUAGUCGGUUCCAGUAAUUUCAAUGAUUAGCCAGUAGGUGAAAAAUUUAUAACGACUUUACACUACCCAAAAAUAACAAUCAUUAAAACAUCGAUGUAGGUAUUUCGUAUUUUAUAACCGUGGAUUAUAGCUAGAAUAAGCGUACUGUACGAGUUGUUUAUUUUUGUUUUUGUUAUUCAACAAUACCUAUAUUUUGUAUGAAUGUGUUGCCGCCAAAAAUAUUCGAUGGACUGAAGCUUUAAUUUAUUGUAUUCGUAAUCAUUAUUAACAUAAUUUCGGUUAUUGUACUAGAAACGCGUUCUGUUUUGAACCUAAAGAUAUGCUUUUUUAGAUUGCAUUUAGUGGACAGAAAGAAAAAAGUAAUAAAAUGUUUGAUGUAUCUGUAAGCGUCAUUAUACAGUUUAAUUUGUAAGACCUUUCAAUAUCUGUAACUUUGUAUAGAAACAAUGUCAAUAAAGUAAUUGU